Ruditapes philippinarum (Manila clam) is the source of this 1548-nucleotide messenger RNA. RefSeq names its product 5-hydroxytryptamine receptor 3A-like. Gene Ontology annotation, cellular component: neuron projection; membrane; synapse. The record is from RefSeq and is a predicted model, not a curated record. Lineage: Eukaryota; Metazoa; Mollusca; Bivalvia; Venerida; Veneridae. The transcript has a single exon. Bases 242 to 1480 code for a protein of 412 amino acids. Gene Ontology annotation, biological process: regulation of membrane potential; monoatomic ion transmembrane transport; chemical synaptic transmission. Gene Ontology annotation, molecular function: extracellular ligand-gated monoatomic ion channel activity; transmembrane signaling receptor activity; neurotransmitter receptor activity.
AAUUGGAGUUAUUGUUUACAGAAUUGAUCACCAGCAUUUUGAGUCAAUUAGUCAUUAGUAAAUGCUUCAUAGAUUGAUAUUGUAUGAGUUACUUAACAAUAUUAAACAGACAUCUCGUCGGCAUGACCAUAGAUGUGAAUAGACGUGGAUAGAACAGUUUGGUUAUUGCAUUUUUUAUUUAGGGAAACUACACAGUCUUACAGGUUGUUUUUUUUGCAAGGUUUAUACAAAGUAAAACAGCAUGUCUAUAAUUGUACAUAUAUUUUUACUACAUGGGAUUUUAAUCCACAGAUGUGUUUGUGUUAAAAAUUCUACGUCUUUAAAGGAUAUGAGCAAUGCGGAGUUUAUGGAGAAAUUAUUUGAAGGAUACAGCGUAAAUAUCCCUCCAGUUUUGAAUUUCGAAAGACCAGUUUUGAUAGACUUAGCUUUAUACCAUUUAUCUAUAGACAAUAUAGAAAUGAAAAGCAAGAUUAUCAGUGGUCGCAUUAUAUUUGGUUUAGAAUGGACUGAUGAAUAUUUAAAGUGGAACUCCUCUGAUUUCAAGGACAUUUCAAAGCUUUCAUUACAACCAAACCAAAUUUGGUUACCUGAUUUGUAUAUUGGCAAUUCAGAGGAUUUGUUUACGUUUUUAAAAGCAGAGAACGUGCAAGAAGUAAUUUUGACAAGCAAUGGUGUAGUGGAAGCUUGGCUGUAUCUACAUAUUGAAGUCGGAAUAGAUUUGGACAUUUACAAAUAUCCCUUUGACGAACAAAUAUGUGAAUUUGAGUUUAGUUCAUGGAUGCAUAGUGACCGCAAAAUAGACAUAUCAGUUAGGCAGGGUGCUGAAGAAUUAAAAGCUUCGGAAUUAUCCAGGCAAAGUGGGGAAUGGGACAUUAUACAGAUAGAAAGGAAAAGAACAAUUAAGUCAUUUGAUGAAUAUUUGACCAAUUUUACUCUAAUUCAGUAUAAAUUCUCAUUGAAGCGCAAAUGGCAAUAUACAAUUUUGAAUUUGGUAACACCCGUUGUCAUAACAUCGUUACUGAAUCCUUUGUCAUUUUUGCUCCCUGUUGACAGUGGGGAACGAAUAUCACUAAGUAAUACUGUAUUUCUGACAAUGGCUGUAUUUUUCUCGAUAGUGAAUCAUUCUCUUCCAAAGACAUCUGAAGGAGUUCCAAUUAUUGUUGCAUAUAUCGGUCUACAAAUGCUUGGAAGUUCUCUCACUAUUGUGUUUACAAUUUUCAGUCUUGCCCUGUAUUAUAGAAACCAAAACAACCCGUCAGUAUUCAAGUUCAUUUGUGGAAAAAUAAGAAAACACAAAAAAGAAAUCAACGAUGAAAAUGGUUCAACUGAUCCAGUUAGUGAGACGAAUAUUCAAAACAACGUCCAAAGGGAAUCUUGGAUGAAAGCUUCAAAUAUGUUGGACACAGCUUGUUUUUGGCUUUCACUUUCUUGGAAUGUGGUACUUUUAACACUAGUUAUGAUGAAAGUCACUGGAGAAUAAUGAUGUUCGUAAAUCAUUUCUUUUUAAAUUUCUGCAACAAUUAUUGUGCAAUUUGAAUUUGAAUUAUG